Prunus avium (sweet cherry) is the source of this 1054-nucleotide messenger RNA. The record is from RefSeq and is a predicted model, not a curated record. Lineage: Eukaryota; Viridiplantae; Streptophyta; Magnoliopsida; Rosales; Rosaceae.
AUAACUUACCUCACAAUUCCCAGAUUUCAUCAGCUUCCUGAAUUUGACCAAGGAAAACGUAGUUGCCGUAGACGCCUGGCUGGUCAUAAUGAGCGCCGCAGAAAGCCACAACCUGGAUCCAUAUUGUCUGCGCGUUUUGGCCGACUUUCUUCAUCUAUCUAUGAAAACAGCAGCAGAGUUGGAAGCUUUCUCAUGGACUUCACUGCAUACCCAAGGCAUUCUGGGAGGGAUGCAUGGGAAACCACGAGAACGUCUGAGUGGGUACCUGGAAAUCAAAAUUCCAAUGACACGGGGAAGUUUCUUCAACAUCCAUGGCAGAGCAACUCUGAGAUUACUCCAUCAGGCCUUUACCUGCAAGGUUCAGCGGGCGGGACUAGUUAUCCUGGUCCUGGAAUUCCUCCGGGAGAAUGCGUCACAGGAGUCACUGACUCAAGCUGUGCUCUCUCUCUUCUGUCAAGUCAACCAUGGGGCUCAAGAAACCGAGUAUCGGGUGUUGGGAUGAACACCGUGGUAAACACUCAAGGACCACCUGUGGGUCAACCGAUCACUCAUGCUGGGACCUCCAACCACUUUCCGACCACUUCGUGGGGUUUCAAAGGAAAUGCCGGCAGCUCACACGAGAUGCUUCCUGAUCUUGGUCUCGGUCAAAUAUCGCAGCCUCCUCUUAGUACUCAGUACUCUGGUGUGCUUGAGUUGUCUCAACAGAGCAGCAGGAGGCAGCAACAAAUGGAACUUGGACACACCAGGGGCUUUGACACCAGCAGUCAGCAUAUUCACUGGUCACUUUCAAAUAGGUCCCUUGGUUCUCCAGUUCAUAUGAAUGCUUUAUUAUUGGGUCUUAAAACUUUGGAACCUUUUGAAGGUUUUAUUAUGUUUUGUUGGGUAGAAAACCUGAACUGGCUAUGCUUUGUUGUGUAUGUUUUGUUAAGACUAAGAAGAUCAGAAUCUAAGGUUAGCAUUCAGGGCUUGAAGUGCCUACCUAGCAAUGAAGCUACUAUUUUGGAUUUUGGAAUCUUAUUAUGAUUAUUGAUGGUUUGUGAAUUUCUUUGAAGCA